AUGAAUUAAGAAGUAAAUCAACAAUAAAUUUCAAAGUUUCACAUAAAUCUAUUGUAGAAAUUAUGCUAAAAAGCUAUGAUAAAAUGCCAAGAGGAACAGAUAAACCAAAAAUUUUAUUAUAUACCAAAAAAAAGGAUCAGUUCAAAUUGUAAUAAAUAAAUAAUGAAUUCAUUGUAAUAACCAUAAACCUAGAGAAUGAGUACUGAUAUAUCGUAAAGAUAAAGAAGAUAAAUUUUUAAUAGGAGGAAUAAUUACUGUUGGAGUGGUUAAGAAAACAUUAACGAAAAAAAUAAAUAAAUGACAAAUUUAUCGCUAAGAGCUUUGAAAGAUGAUUGUUUAUAAAAGGAAUAAAUUCGAUUUCAUAUUCCUAAAUUAUCAUUGGGAAAUGAGAAAUAGUUGAAAUUGAUGCAAUUAAAUAAAUAACUACAAAGUUUAACAAGUAGACAAACAGUAAAGAGAUAAGCUUCUCCAAUUAAUUUAUAAUUGAGAAAAGUUAAUAAUGAUUUUUUGAUUUAAAAUAGAUAAAAAUAGUUAGAUUAAAUGUUUGAAGCAUAAAAGAUGAUAAUGAAAUAUAUAAUUCAUUAAGAUGAAUAUUUUAAUGAUAAAUUAAUCUAAUUGUAGAAGUCCAUUAAUUAAUGA
Paramecium sonneborni is the source of this 639-nucleotide messenger RNA. The record is from the annotation of a GenBank genome assembly. NCBI's taxonomy places the organism in Eukaryota, Ciliophora, Oligohymenophorea, Peniculida, Parameciidae.